Pseudopodoces humilis (Tibetan ground-tit) is the source of this 1086-nucleotide messenger RNA. It is a transcript of the gene FBXO16, whose product is annotated as F-box protein 16. Gene Ontology annotation, molecular function: protein binding. The record is from RefSeq and is a predicted model, not a curated record. NCBI's taxonomy places the organism in Eukaryota, Metazoa, Chordata, Aves, Passeriformes, Paridae.
AUGGCAUUUGCGCCUCCCAAAAAUUCGGAUGGCUCCAAGCUCCAGCUGAGCACGUGGACUCCCCUGAACCACCAGCUCAUGAACGACAAGGUAUUUGAAGAAAGAAGAGCCCUGCUUGGGAAAUGGUUUGACAAGUGGACAGAUGGCCAGAGGAGGAGGAUCCUGGUGGACCUGCUGGAACGCUGCUCCCUGUCCCAGCAGAAAUUCUGUGCCAAGCAGCUCGAGGCCCGAGUCCCCACCGAGGCCGUCGAUUUUACCACCAGGCUCCCUCGAGUCCUGUCCUUGUACAUCUUUUCCUUCCUGGACCCACGGAGCCUCUGCCGAUGUGCACAGGUGAGCUGGCACUGGAAGUACCUGUCGGAGCUGGAUCAGCUGUGGAUGCUGAAGUGCCUGCGUUUCGGGUGGUUCAUCAGCUUCUGCCCCACGCCCUUCGAGCAGGGCGUCUGGAAAAAACACUACAUCGAGAUGGUGAGGGAGCUGCGUGUCUCCAGGCCCAAGACUCCUUCCAAGGACGAGUUCAUCGUUAUCGAUGUGCAACCGGUAAAAAGCAACAUCCCAGAGAGGAAACUUUCCGUGGCAGGACGGGGGACAGCCAGGGGGAAAAAAGCUCUCCCUCCUUGGCGCUCAUCCGACAGGAACCCCACAGACACCAUCCGCUACAACUACCUGGACAACUACGACCCCAUCGAGCAGGCCAGGCAGGCCAGGAGGAAGGGAGGAGGGCACACCCCGGACCUGAGCCGGCAGGCGGCUGAGAGGAAGAGGAGAGGAGGUCGUGGAUCCGCUCAGCUCCGGAAGGUGAAAUCCCUGUUAUCCCUUCCUGCAGAUCUCCAGCCUGUCCCCAAGCCCCCAGCCCGUCCCACCUGGGCCGCACCUGAGCUCACCGGGACCCUUCCCGCCAAGGCGCUGGCCCGGAGCUCCCGCUGGAACGCCGGGAUCCGCCCGGGACCUGUCCGAGCUCCAGCACCGCGGCCGAGAGGAACCAGAGAUGUCACCAGGGGGGACACCAGGUCUUCGUCCCCUCCUCUGUUUGAGGCUCAGCCCUGGCACAUUCCUUCAUCCAACCAAGGAUCCGACACGGAAUAA